AUGGAGACUGAUAAGAAAUGUGAAACGGUAAAUCAAACCGACGAUGGCUUCGAAGCUAAAGACUUUGAAGUGAUUCACUUGGAUAACAUUUACUCAGUAACUAUUAAUUUAAUAAAAGAUAAAGUGUCGCUACACGAUGUUCAAGUGGAGGGUGUAAGUCUAUUCGACAUUGUUAAGAGUGACUGUGGGAGUGCAAGAAUUUGUAAUGACUUUAAGACGAAUUCAUUAGAUCCUAAUACAAUUACAAUUGGAUUUCUCAGUGCUUAUAAGUGGAGUCAGACUGUCCUGGGUGCUCUACCACUAGCUGUGGCAGCAGUUAAUCUCGACCCAAAUUUACUGCCUGGUCUCAAACUCCGCUUUGUAACCGCAGACAUUGGGAGAGCAAGACCACCACUGCCUAUGGACAAGGAUAGCCUAUCACUAAGGGUGAUGACUCAAAUGCGUGAUAUGGGCGUGGUUGCGUUUUUUGGACCUGACGACACUUGUCAUACUGAAGCUAAACUGGCUGCGGCUUGGAACCUUCCAUUGAUAUCUCAUAAAUGCGCGGGAGCCCAAGGAACUGGUGGUUUGGGUGCAACCUUUGCUCGGACACUUCCACCAGCUCAUAAAGUUAGCAAAUCCGUGGUGUCACUACUAAAGGCUUACGGAUGGAAUAAGUUCGCCAUCAUCGCUGGAGAUGAGAUGACGGCCGCUAAACAACAAAUGGACGCUAUAAAGAAAUUGUCUUUAAGCAACGGUCUAGUGGUAACAGCUGAGCAUCGAUUCGCAGACUACAUUCCGCGACAUAUAUCCAGACUUGAAAAUAUUGUUGAUCAGACCUACGACAAAACCAGAGUGUACGUAUUUCUGGGUGAGCAUAUAGCGUUGGUGGAUUUCGUGAACGUUCUCCAUCGUCGUGGUCUCCUAGCUAAUGGUGAAUAUGCUGUGGUUGCCGUAGAUGAUGAGAUCUACGACCCUAACGAUGCAGCCAUCACACACGCAGAUCAUCUCAUUCAGAACAGCAGCAGCGAUGUUCUGGCCUUCCGUCAGGUCUUAAAAUUGACUCCUUCUCAUCCAACGAAUCCACAAUAUCCGAUGCUUUGUCAAAUGAUCCGGAAGCUUUCAGCGACGCCUCCAUUUUGUGUUCCGAACUAUCACAGGAUAUUUGAAGACACAUCAGUGCCGAUAGAAGCAGCUCAUCUGUACGAUGCCGUAACAUUAUGGGCCCACGCUGCCACCGCAGCCACAAACCACGGUCUGUCACUCACGGAUGGUGCCACGCUUAUGAAACUACUGCGACCCACCACAUACAGAUCCAUACAAGGAUUUGAUGUUAAUAUGGACAACGCUGGCGAUGCGGAAGGUAACUUUUCAGUAAUCGGUGUUGUAAAGGAUCCGAAUUCACCAUCUGGAUGGAGCGCACAACCGGUAGCCGCUUUUCGUAUUACCAAUUCGUCUGAUCCCUUACCAGAAUUCGUGGGAGGUUCCCAAAUAGCUUGGAUUGGUGGCAAACCGCCAAGAGCAGAACCCGCUUGUGGCUUUGAUGGUAAAUGCACUUUACCACAUGACCCAGUAGUGCUAUCAGCAGCUGCCGCUGUUGCUGCCGCUCUUAUAUUAGCAGCAGCACUCUUUGUGAGGCACUGCCGAUACGAACAAAUACUAGACUCAGUGCUGUGGAGGAUCGAAGCUAAAGAACUCACCUUUAUAACUACGUGCAAUAAGGAUUCCAUAACUCAGGAGGUAGAGAAAAAACGUGCUCACACAACGAUAGCGUCCUACAGAGGAAAUAUUGUGGCUGUGAAGAGAUUGAAAAAGAAGAAUAUAGAUGUUACGAGAGCUGUCAAGAAAGAGUUGAAACAGAUGCGGGAACUACGCCAUGAAAACCUCACGCCGUUUGUAGGGGUGUGUGUGGAGACCGGGGUCGCCUGUGUGGUCACCGCGUAUUGCUCAAGAGGAUCAUUAGCAACAGUUUUAGCAGACAGAGAUUUACAUCUAGAUGAUAUGUUCGUUGCCAGCCUGGUUGCCGAUUUAUUAAGGGGUUUGACAUACUUACACGACUCCGCUCUCAUUUCCCAUGGGAAUCUAACGUCGAAUAACUGUUUAGUGGAUAGACGAUGGGUGUUACAGAUCACUGAUUAUGGAUUGCAUACAUUAAAAAGUGGAUGCAUUGACACUGAAGAUGCAUUGAUGAUGGAGAAACGUAUGUUAUGGCGAGCUCCUGAACUGUUGCGUGAACCGAAUCCUCCUCCUCGAGGUUCCCAAAAAGGUGAUGUCUAUUCAUUUGGCAUCAUUCUAUACGAAAUACUCGGACGUAAUGGACCUUGGGGAGAUACAAAUUUGACCAAUGCUGAGAUCAUCGGUCGAGUUCGUCAGCCGAUAGGGGGUGUAUUAUUUCGUCCUCCCCUUGGAGGUUUGGCAGCCCGACCUUCGGUACUGGCUGUACUGAAAGCCUGCUGGAGCGAGCGACCUGAUCGAAGGCCUGAUGUGCGGCUUGUUAGGUUGAGACUUAAGGAUAUGCAUGCUGGGAUGAAAACAAACAUAUUUGACAACAUGCUUGCUAUGAUGGAAAAAUACGCUUCCAAUUUAGAAGGUUUGGUUGCUGCGAGAACAGAGGAACUUCUGCUGGAGAAGAAAAGAACGGAUGACCUACUGAACAGAAUGCUGCCAAGAACUGUGGCAGAAGCUUUGAAACGUGGUGAGCCUGUACAAGCUGAAAACUAUGCCAGUGUCACUGUAUACUUCAGUGACAUUGUAGGCUUCACAAAACUCGCUGCUACUAACACACCUAUGCAGGUCGUAGAGAUUUUAAACGAUCUCUAUACAUGUUGCGAUGAAAUCAUAUCACUUUAUAACGUUUAUAAGGUGGAGACGAUUGGCGAUGCUUAUAUGGUAGUUGGAGGACUACCGGAUCGUAUUUCAAGACACGCGGCAGAGGUCGCAUCACUGGCACUUCAUAUUUUGGAUGCAGUUCCAAAGAUCAAGAUGAGACAUAUGCCUGCCACCAGGCUUCAUAUUAGAAUAGGGAUUCAUAGUGGGCAGGUUGUGGCUGGUGUGGUAGGUACCAAAAUGCCGCGUUAUUGUCUCUUUGGGGAUACUGUUAACACAGCGGCGCGUAUGGAAUCCAGCGGAGAACCACAGAAAAUACAUAUCAGCCACGACACAUACAAGUUGUUGAAAAAACACGGCGGCUACCAUUUCAAAGAUCGGGGUAUCAUAACUAUAAAGGGCAAAGGUGAUAUGAAGACCUGGUGGUUGAUCGGCGAGGACCACGAACGGCGGAGAAAAUCUCUAUUCCGUUGCGCACCGGACAUCGGUUUCAACGAUAGGGACAUGUUCAAUGUGUCUGGUUCCACGAGUCGUUCUAUCUUCGACAUCCGUGAUCGCGCACGUCUCUCGUGCGGGGGAUCCAUGGGCCCUGGGUCGGCUCUCUCAUCUCCCGGCCCUCCCGCUUGUGCCUGCUUCGUCCCCCCUCGUGAUCACCAUUCCGCCCCCGCUGUUUCCUUCUGCGAGGACUGA
Messenger RNA from Danaus chrysippus (African queen), 3495 nucleotides. The record is from the annotation of a GenBank genome assembly. Lineage: Eukaryota; Metazoa; Arthropoda; Insecta; Lepidoptera; Nymphalidae.